CCCGCUCUGUCCCCCUGGCCGCCGUGGCCCGGGAAGGCUCCGGCGGGUGCGUGUCGCGGCGCCGGACGCAGGCGGGGCGGGGCCAGGCCGGGGCCUGUGGAGCGCCGGGAGCACGCGGAGCGGCGGAGCCAUGGGCGGGCUGGAGAAGAAGAAGUACGAGCGCGGAUCCGCCACCAACUACAUCACCCGCAACCGGGCGCGGAAGAAGCUGCAGCUGAGCCUGCCCGACUUCAGGCGUCUCUGCAUCCUGAAGGGGAUUUACCCCCAUGAGCCCAAGCACAAGAAGAAGGUGAACAAAGGCUCCACCGCACCCAGGACCUUCUACCUCCUCAAGGACAUCAAAUUCCUCCUGCACGAGCCCAUCGUCAACAAAUUCCGGGAGUAUAAGGUGUUUGUGCGGAAGCUGCGCAAGGCAUAUGGGAAGAGCGAGUGGAGCACGGUUGACCGGCUGAAGGACAACAAACCCAGCUACAAGCUCGACCACAUCGUGAAGGAGAGGUACCCGACGUUCGUGGACGCGCUGCGGGACCUGGACGAUGCCCUGUCCAUGUGCUUCCUCUUCUCCACCUUCCCGCGCACGGGCAAGUGCCACGUCCAGACCAUCCAGCUCUGCCGGCGCCUGGCCGUGGAGUUCAUGAACUACGUCAUCGCCUCCCGCUCCCUGCGCAAGGUUUUCCUCUCCAUCAAGGGCAUCUACUACCAGGCUGAGGUGCUGGGCCAGCCUGUCACCUGGAUCACCCCGUACACCUUUGCCCACGACCACCCCACGGAUGUGGAUUACCGGGUGAUGGCCACCUUCACAGAGUUCUACACCACCCUGCUGGGCUUCGUGAACUUUCGCCUCUACCAGUCCCUCAACCUGGUCUAUCCCCCCAAGAUCGAUGGCCAGACUGACACUGAGCUGAAGCCUGCGGAGGGCACAGAAUACGCUAUGGAUUCCGAGAGCUACCUGGAGAAGCUGUCGGCUCUGAGCGCCAGCCUGGCCCGGGUGCUGGCACCGGCCCACGAGGACGAGGUGGAAAUGGACGAGUUCCCGGUGGAGGGGGAGACGGCAGAGCAGAUGGACGCGAGGAAGCAGGAGCAGGAGGCCCUGGAGAAGCACAAGAAGCUGUUUGAGGGGCUGCGCUUCUUCCUCAACAGGGAAGUGCCUCGAGAGCCGCUGGCCUUCGUCAUCCGGUGCUUUGGUGGCCAGGUCUCCUGGGACAAGUCCCUCUGCAUCGGUGCCACCUAUGACGUGACCGACCACUCCAUCACCCACCACAUCGUCGACCGGCCCCGGGUGGAGCCGCAGGUUGUGGGCAGGUAUUACCUGCAGCCGCAGUGGGUUUUCGACUCCGUCAAUGCCAAGCUGUGUCUCCCCGUGGCCGAUUAUUUCCCCGGCGUGCUGCUGCCCCCGCACCUCUCGCCCUUCGUGACGGAGCAGGAAGGAGACUACGUCCCUCCCGAGAAGCUGAAGCUGCUGGCCAUGCAGCGCGGCGAGAACCCAGAUGAUGAGAGUGAGGAGGAGGAUGAAGAAGAGGAGGAAGAGGAAGAUGACGAUAAAGAGGAGGAGGAAGAUGAAUCUGAAAAGGAAGAGGAGAUGAAAUUAAAGAAGAUGGAAGAGCAGAAGGCUCAGAGUAACAAGGCGCUUUCCGUGAAGGUGACGGCCGGCAAGGUGCGGCUGGAGGACAAGCAGCGCCUGGAGCAGGAGCAGCAAAGUGAGGAGAAGCGCCUGGCCAUCAUGAUGAUGAAGAAAAGGGAGAAAUACCUCUACAAGAAGAUCAUGUUUGGCAAGAAGCGCAAAGUCCGAGAGGCGAACAAACUCGCCGCAAAGAGGAAAGCCCACGACACUGCCGUCAAAGAGGAGAAAAAGAAAAGCAAGAAGGCGCGACGAGCAUGAUGGGGUGCAAGGGUCCCCAUGGGGGCUGUUUGCACCCCGCAGACACCAUCAGCUUUGGGUGAAAACCCCUCAGCUGUGCUCUUGGGACAGACAUGCUAAAUUGAAACAUUUCCCGUCUGUAAAUACAUCUCCCACUGUGCCUUUCCUGGGGCUCCCUCGCCUCCCCUCCGCCGGUGUCACUGCCUGUCCUGGGCCGGGCUGCGGGAUCGGUGUCACCAGGACUGUCCUCACGCUGGAGCCACGUCUGCUUCCCGACCUGCGGGGGUGGUGAGGGAGGAGGGCACAGAGAGCUCGGGGCUCUUGCAGGUCCCUCCAGGGUUGUUCCUUUUUAAUUUGCACAGCCUUGGGCAAAGGAGCAGGAGCUCCCCGGGUCUGCCCAGCGUGGUGUUAGAGUGUCUUGGAGGCUCGGCACAAAGAGCGGGGUUUUGCCCCAGCCUCGGUGGAGAGAGGGCCAUGGCAGAGGGAGCCCGUUCUCUGCCCAGUUCUGUCCUCCCACAGCCGCGUGACAGGCUGUGCUUCUCUUGUAUUGUUAUUUUUAAUUAAAGAAGGUGACGCUUC
Messenger RNA from Columba livia (rock pigeon), 2437 nucleotides. RefSeq names its product pescadillo ribosomal biogenesis factor 1 (gene PES1). Gene Ontology annotation, cellular component: PeBoW complex; nucleolus. The transcript has 15 exons. The record is from RefSeq and is a predicted model, not a curated record. Gene Ontology annotation, molecular function: RNA binding. NCBI's taxonomy places the organism in Eukaryota, Metazoa, Chordata, Aves, Columbiformes, Columbidae. Gene Ontology annotation, biological process: ribosome biogenesis; maturation of LSU-rRNA from tricistronic rRNA transcript (SSU-rRNA, 5.8S rRNA, LSU-rRNA). The coding region runs from base 131 to 1879 and encodes 582 amino acids.